AGAAUGAUACCGAGCGACGAAGCGCCCCUGUACGCCACGAGAUUCUUAUUUUGUUCCUUCCGAACGAAGAGCGCCGCUGUAGGCCUACGUUGUGUAAUGGGGCCGUUUCUACACAGACAAUAGGGUACGCCAUGGCAACCUGCGACAACGAGGGGGCUGCAAAAUGACCCCCUCGGACGAACACUUCAAUAUCUUCCCGCGAUAACAAAAGAGAACGGAGGAUUACUCAAGAUAGCCUUGUUGAUUCAAGCGCUUCUCUGUAUACCCAAUACAGUGAGGGGACACAAUGCACUUUCCCCUUCUUUGCAACAGUUUUCCAUAUUAAAGGAAGGAAAUAUAAUUCUUGUCGUAAGGAUUACUAUUGGAUGUCGAUGUCAACGAACAUUUCUUGAUAAAGGUAACAGUGUAUCACUUCCAACCAAUGGAUAGAAAUAGAUUUUCUACCAGCUUUUCAUCAUUAUUUUCAUGAUAGUGAUAAGUUAGACGGAUUUAUCCGAUAUUUCACCGAGAACCGGACAUUUAGGAUUUGAAUAUUUUUCUUGGGAAUAUCAUCAAACUUUUUUUCAUUCCAGAAUUACCACGGUGCGAGUUUUUUUCUGGAAUACAUUCGAGCCGCAUGCUUUACAACAAAAAAUCUAGAAUGUUUUCAACAUGUUAGUUAAAAAUGGCUACCCAGGAAAAGUAUUUACUAGUGUGGAAGAAAGCUCAUAGAAAACAUCCAUUAUCAUCGGUGACAUUGAAAUAAAAAGGACGUGGUUAUAAAAGGGUUAGUGUGGUUCGACAUCAGCAUCGACAUCGCCGACAUCCAUAAUGGGGGACCUUGCGGCUGUGAUCACGAAAGAAAACAUCAACAACGUCAACUAUCGGCGGUUGACUGCGGAGGCGAUCGUCGAAGGAAAGGAGAGAUAUGCAGCCAAGCUGGAACGCCAAAAACUCAUUAAAUCGGGCAAGCACCCGGAGCUCGAAGAUGAAGAGGAGGAGGAGAUGGAGGAAAACAAGGCCAACGGCGGCGAGUACGAUUCCGACUUCGCCUCCGGAGCCGUAGUUCCCUCCAAACUCGGCCCCUUCCCUAAGAAACUCUUGAGUACUCCUAUUGAAGAACUAGAUCCUGCCAGGCAAGACGAUAUGUCUUUUGUGGUCGUCGGCAGAAAAUUCAAAUCAUCUCAGAUCUUCAGGUUCACAACGAACGAGGCACUGUUUUGUCUAUCACCGCUCAACCCCAUACGGCGACUGAUGAUGAAGAUAUAUACCAACGAGUUCUUCGAUUUGUUUGUGAUCCUAACCAUCAUUGCCAACUGUGUCUUUCUUAUGCUGGAUACUCCCAGACCACCUGAAGUUGCAGAGCCAACAUACCUCAGAAUCGCUGAGUAUAUCUUCACUGCAAUCUACUCUGCUGAAAUGUUUGUUAAAAUCUUGGCAAGAGGGUUCGCCCUCCAUCCGCACACGUAUAUGAGAGAUGCAUGGAAUUGGUUAGAUUUCUUCGUCAUUGUAUUAGCGUAUGUAACGUUCGGGUUAGUCGAAUCGGGCGUUGACAUCGGUAACUUCAAUUUCCUACGGACAUUCAGGGUUCUCCGAGCCUUGAAAACGAUCUCCGUCGUACCUGGUCUGAAGAGCAUCAUCAACGCUCUCAUUCGAUCGACCAAGAUGUUAGGCGAGGUUAUGCUCCUCACCGUGUUCGCUCUCUGUAUCAUCUCCCUUCUUGCUCUUCAGUUGUUCAUGGGUAAACUAACAAGGAAAUGUGUAGCUGAAAUCCCGCCAUUGGACUUCAACAUCUCCGAUGAAUAUUUCUUCAACUUCACACAAGAUCCAGCAAAUUGGUUAACUUGGGGUGGCGACCCUGUCAUCUGUGCUAACAUGACGCUAGGAGGACGAGAUUGGAGUUUGUGUCCGGAAAACUAUACAUGUUUAGAAGGAAUUGGAGAUAAUCCAAACGACGGGUAUACCAAUUUUGAUAACAUUGGUUACUCCAUGUUAACAUGCUUCCAGCUAAUCACAUUGGACUUCUGGGAAAACGUCUAUAAUAAUAUUUUAAAGGCGCAAGGUCCGUUCUCGGUUUUCUUCUUCCUUACAACUACCAUGUUUGGCGCGUUUUAUCUCAUCAAUCUCAUGCUUGCCGUCGUCUCCAUGGCUUAUACAGAGGAAAUGGAGAACCAAGGGAAGGAGAAGGCCAAAAAGGCGAAGGAGAAGAAAGACAAAGUUAUGGAGUUGGACGCAGCAAAACUGAAAAAGCUAGCCGCAAAGAAGAAAAAGAAAAAGAAGAAACAAUCAGAACUGGACGGGCAGGAGAGUCAGCAAGGAAGUCAGGUGCCAAUGCUGACCAACGGUCAAGAGAACGCUGGGUAUACAGGGGAAGGGUCUACGGCUGGAAAGUCAGAUACCGUACGACUACAAGAUGAUUCUAUAAGUGACGUCGGGUCAAAGGCAUCGGAAAAAUUUGCCUUAAAAGCUCUCCUUUCAACAUACACUAGACCAAACGGAGAGGGCGCUAUCGAUGCUGACCAAGGGACAGAAAUGAACGAUGGGAUGACGGACAUUAACGAUUCCAUGACGGAGAAUAUAGACAGUGUGUCAGGCGCAGGAAGCAAGCUGGACUCCGAGAGUCAUGCCAAGCAAUCAACCGCUGAAGGUGAUGAUGAAGACGAUGAAGCGCCGAUCCCAUUCAACGAAGAUGACCCCGAUAACCAAAAGGACCAUCCAUGCUGUGAUUACAAAUGCUGCUGCGGGUGUUGCCGGCGGAAUUUCAUCUGCACCGUUCCUCACUAUCGCCGUUGGCGGAAGGUGCAGUACUUGGCCAGUUGGGUGGUCCUUGAUCCUCUGAUGGACCUCUUCAUCACCCUUUGCAUCCUAGGUAAUACCGCCUUCCUGAUGAUGGACCAUGAAGAGAUCGAUGCCUACCUCGCUUACAUCUCAGAAGAGGGUAACAAGGUCUUCACUUACAUAUUCACUAUCGAGUGCGCACUGAAACUGAUAGCUUUGGAUAAGAAGUUCUUCAAAAAUCCAUGGAAUGUUUUUGACCUAUUUGUCGUCUGUGUGAGUCUUAUUGAAUUUGGUCUGGCUAAUGUCGAAGGUCUUUCCGUUCUAAGGAGUUUUCGAUUGCUGCGAGUUCUCAAGCUCGCUCAAUCGUGGACAACAAUGCGGACCCUCCUAUCUAUCAUCGCGUCGGCAAUCUCUGCCAUCGGUAACGUGAUGAUCGUCCUUCUGAUUGUCAUGUUCAUCUUCGCCGUCAUUGGAAUGCAGAUCCUUGGAGGUAGCUACACGCCAGAGAACUUCGGUGUGGCCACCUUAGAGGAAGUGCCUCCAUGGCACUUCCGGGACUUCCAUCAUUCCAUCAUGCUGAUCUUCAGAAUCCUAUGUGGAGAGUGGAUCGAGCCCCUGUAUGACUGCAUGAACGUGGCCAACAAACCAUUUUGCAUCAUCCUCUUUAUCGGGACUCUUAUCGUGGGGAACAUCAUGAUGUUGAAUCUCUUCUUGGCCUUGUUGCUCAACUCUUUUGCCUCGGACUCCCUUCAGAACAAGAAAGAGGCCGAAGAAUCCAAGUUGAUUAUAGCCUUUCGAAAGAUAGGCCGCUUCUUGAAGUACUUGGUGCGGCCAUGCCUUUGCUGCAAGAAAUACAGGAACAAAAACAAGAUCGGGGACAGCACGGAGAAUUUGAAGGUCCUUGGUAAUGGAACGACGAAGAACGGCAUUCUCCCGAUCGAGAAUGGCCAUGGCGGAAAGACCACAAUCCACGAGUUCAUCGUGGUCGAGGAUGUGGGUAAAGACGAAGAUAAGAUUUCAACCAUCGACAUAGACAACAGCUCGCAAACAGUUAUCAGACGCAGAAAUCAACUAACAACAAACGGGUUCCACCUGCAUCCUGCCUUAGCUGCAUCUAAUGGAAACCUACCCCUCAUGUAUACCAAUGGAGGCAGUCAUAACGGCAGUGCAGUCAGUCUCAGAUCGCUUCCAAAUCGUCCACACGUGGCAUUUGUCACACCCGCCCCUGUCCCUGCCAUCCUGCCUCCACCAAGAGUACCUCCUUCUCUCCGCCUUGACCCCCCGGACGCUCACGAGAACGACUCCUUGUCGAACGACGCUGGCGACUGCCCACUCGUUGUCAGUACCAAUGCUGAGACGGGGGAGAUCGAACCUCCACGCUCAGUCGCUCCCACACCAAUUCCAGGUCGAUCUGUCAGUCAUGCAAGUCUCGCGAGCAUCGCAAGCAGGAGAGAUACUGCUGUGGUUGUCAACACAACUGCCACUAUCGAGGAACCUAUCCUAGAGGACCCUGUCAAGGACUGCCUGCCAGGGAUGUGCACGAGAUUCUACGCCAAGAAAUGUUCGUGCAUCCCAUGUUGUCUUGAUCCUAACGAGAACGACUGGGCAUACCGGUUUAGACGGUAUCGGGAAAUUAUGUUCACGGUUUGCGAGCACAAAGUCUUUGAGACUUUUAUCAUCAUUGUCAUAUUCGGAAGCAGUUUCACCUUGAUUUUUGAAGACAUCUACCUAGAUCAGCAUCCAAGACGUCAGGAGAUCCUUAAGGUCCUCAACUAUGUGUUCUUUGGCAUAUUUGUUGUUGAAAUGUUGAUCAAAUGGAGUGGCUACGGGUUCGUCAAAUACUUCACAAGUUUCUGGUGCUGGCUAGACUUUGCUAUUGUUCUUGUCGGUCUACUUAGCAUCUUGGGUGAUGUUAUUGGGCUAACAAACUUUGCUGCAUUUAGGGCUCUUAGGACCCUUCGAGCGCUCAGGCCUCUAAGGGCCAUCUCCCGAUGGGAAGGCAUGAAGAUUGUGGUCAAUGCUGUAGUCCAUGCCAUUCCGUCGAUAGCCAACGUCCUGCUCGUGUGUGCCAUGAUCUGGCUCAUCUUCUCCAUCAUGGGUGUCCUAUUCUUCAAGGGGCUCUUUGAUCGUUGCGUUGAUGAGGAUGGCGAGCGAUUGCUCCACUUCAUCGUCAACAACAAAUCAGAGUGCCUGGCCAAGAAUUACUCGUGGGAGACACCGCCUAUCAACUUCAAUAACGUUGGGUUAGGCUACGUGGCUCUCUUUCAAGUGACAACGUUCGAGGGCUGGAUGGAGGCUAUGUCUGCUGCUGUAGAUUCAAGGGGAAAACGUGAGGAUGAUCUUCAGCCCAUCAAGGAUAACCGGUUCUAUUACUACAUCUACUUUGUCAUUCUCAUUGUCUUCGGAUCAUUCUUUCUUCUCAAUCUUUUCAUCGGAGUCAUCAUCGAUAAUUUCAACACCCUAAAACGCAAGUACGAAGGAGAUAGUUCAAUGGAUAUGUUCCUAACCACAAGUCAGAAGCAGUACUACCAGACCAUGAGACGAAUGGGAGUCAAGAAACCUACUAAGCAGAUCAAACAGCCAACGAACAAGAUCCAGAAUUUCUUCUACCGCUUGACAACGAGCAACAAAUUCGAGCUUGUCAUCGUCUCCGUCAUCGUACUGAACAUGAUUACGAUGAUGGUCGACCAUUACGGGAUGUCUAAAGAACUCACCGAUAUUCUGGCACAGUUCAACAUCGUGUUCACUGCGAUCUUCGUCUGCGAGGCAAUCCUCAAACUGAUCGGCUACAGUUGGUACUACUUUAAGAUUCCUUGGAAUGUCUUUGACUUUAUUGUGGUAAUCUUCUCAGUACUUGGUAUCGUGUUAGACGAUGUGUUAUCCAGUGUAUUCAUCAAUCCUACACUGUUGAGAGUGUUGAGGUUAUUUAGGAUCGGUCGAGUACUCCGCCUCGUGAAGCAGGCCAAAGGCAUUCGGAAGCUUCUCUUCGCCCUGGUCAUUUCUUUGCCAGCCCUUCUUAACAUCGGAAUUCUGCUUAUUCUCGUCAUCUUUGUCUUCUCGAUCAUCGGCAUGUCACAGUUCGGGCAUGUCAAGCUCGACGGAGCUCUGGACAAAACCACGAACUUCCAGACUUGGGUAAACAGUGCGCUGUUGUUAUUCCGCCUGUCUACCUCUGCCGGUUGGAACGACGUCUUAGACCCGUUGAUGGUUCAGGAGCCAAAUUGUAAUAGUACAUACGGAGGGCUCCCGAAUGGAAACUGUGGUGGAUUCUAUGUACCAAUCUUCUUCUCCACAGUAUAUCUUGUUAUUACAUUCCUAGUGGUGAUCAACACGUACAUUGCAGUGAUUCUGGAAAAUUUCAGUCAAGCCCACGCGCAAGAGGAAGUGGGAAUUACUGAAGAUGAUUUUGGAAUGUUCUAUCAAAUUUGGGAGAAAUACGAUCCUUCCGCUUCGCAGUUUAUUAAAUAUGAACAACUAAGUGAAUUCUGUGACGCUUUAGAGGCACCGUUACGCCUCGCCAGACCAAACCGAAUAAAGAUUGCAGCGUUAGAUAUGCCGAUCUACGAUGGAUUUAGAUUACAUUGUCUGGAUGUUCUGUUUUCGUUAACGAAACGGGUUUUAGCAGACGUGGAGGAGUCGGAUGAUUUCAAUGAACUCCAGAAACAAAUGGCGGAGAAGUUCGCUGAGAGCUUCCCCGACCGCGAGCAAAAUCAACCUACAACAACGACAAUGAAAAUUAAUAAGAUGAGCCAAGCAGCAAAGAUCGUUCAGCGGGCUUAUAGGUUCUUCAGGUUGAGGCGAGAGAUCAGCAAAGCAGCUUCUGCUAAUCGGGCCUCUCAGGCCAGCAAUAGCAACUCGCGGAAGAACUCCGUGUCGCAAGAAGCAGGAAAACUUAAUUUGGAUGUGAGCCACGGCAGCUCGCUAGGACCUGCUAUGGAACUUCCCGGACAGCUGGGUCUGUCGAGAAGCGCCACUCCUAUGAUUCCAGAGGAAACCUUAGACAAUCCUUCUUCUCAUAAUAAAGCAGAGAAAUAUCAGUUGGAUGAUCAAGGGAGUGAGAUCCAGACAAUAGAUGCGUCCGUGGAUAUAGUGGGGAGUCAGGGAACAAAUGAGACUACAACACAAGUAUGACACGUACCUGUCAAGGUUUGUAGCAUUGACGGUGCUGUCGAGUAAAGAAGUUAGGACUUCUUAAAACUGAAAUCCCCUUCUUAAAUUAUUUAUAUUACAUUAUUUUGUCAUGCCAUAUUACUGCGAUCAUGGAUACAGAAGCGGAUUCAUCAUUUUUUUUCCAGAUACAGGAAAGGGUAUCUAAAUGGAUCUUUUCGAAAAAAAAGUUUAUAGAUGUUUGCUUCUGAACUAAGCACAUGAAUAUAUAGAGGAAAAGAUACAUGGUAUUCUUUUCCUAAAGAUAAUAUAUCAAAGUGCCUCCAUUCUUAUGUUAAGCUUUAUACAUAUUUUUUUUGUAAUAAAUUUCUUAGUAUUUUCAGAAUAUUUUUAUUUGUUUAUUUCAAUAGGUCUAUUGGUGACCUAAUCCUUGGUAGUUCCGGGGACUUAAGCAAUCGGAACAAUAAAUUAAAAAAACGCCCCAAGGGCAUUAAAGAAAAUUGAAUCAUUGACAAAAUAUAGUACAAUAAUUUAAGGGAUUUUGUUAUUUUCUUACUAUUUACGAGAAAUUCUCGAAGAAAUUCUGAAUGUAACCUUAUUUGUGUUAUUUGAAAUCGUGAUGCCUGUGAAAAAUUACUUGACGAAGUCAGAAACAGUAAGUCAUUGACUUAAAAGUCGUUUUCGGUAAUAUAAAUUUACUUCUCUUAUAGAACCCCCGCAACAAUAAAGAUUACAUCAACGUAUACCCGCUAGCCAAAUUGACAAGCUUUAACAUUAACAUAUUCUAUGUGAAUUAUAUUCAUGAAAACCGACUUUGAAUGCAAGAAAUGAAUUAGGAUAUUGUGCAAUAAGUCAUCACACGAAAGCUGUUUCGAAUCUUGUGAAAGAAGCAUGAACGCUGUUUUAUGAGGAUAGAUACAAUUUCGUGAAUAAUUCAUUGUUAUAUUCCAGUGCCUUAUUUUGGGUGUAAUUACACUUUUUAUAGUAUUGUAAUUUUCUUUCCUAUUACAACCUUGUAACUACCGAAUAAAAUAAUGUGUGCAUGAUUGAUUUGUCAAAAAGGGAUGAAGCUUUUUUGUCAUUGUUUGAUUAAAAUUAAGUAAAAUUAAUGGUUCAUAGUCAGUAGUAAAUGAAUAGAUGAGUUAUUUUUGCGUUUUUUUUUCGUUUGAUAAUGUUAUGUUGAAUUAUUUUUUGUGCAUAGUUCUUUGCCAGAAUGUGUAUAUUUAAAAAUAUAUAUUAUAAGAAUUAUAGGACUUAGCUUUUCACAAUUAUCCGAAAAGCCGUCUUGUAUUUGGCAUCAUACUCUUUUUGUCUAUUAUUAUGCAACAUUUUCUUUAAAUUUUAAAGUAUAAUGCAAGUGCAUAUUUGCAUCGUGUGUUAAGUUACUUUCAUAUACCCCUCACGCAUCAGAACCCGUACCCUGAUAUUGGUAUUUUAUAUUGUCUUUCUUGUUAAAAAACGAAUGCUGACGAUGUCGACGACGACUACGUUGAUGAUUACCACCGCCGCCUUUUGUAUUUUUAUCUUAAAUAGAGUUGUAUAAUAACACAUGUAGAAAAAGAGAUGUAUGUUGUGUUUCGUCAAGAAGAAGGGGCUUUUAUAUGAUUCCGCUUUGAUGCUAAUAAAUGUACAUGAUUAUUUGUACGAAAAUUGUAAA
Lytechinus pictus (painted urchin) is the source of this 8521-nucleotide messenger RNA. Its product is annotated as sodium channel protein 1 brain-like. The transcript is spliced from 28 exons. Bases 811 to 6888 code for a protein of 2025 amino acids. The record is from RefSeq and is a predicted model, not a curated record. NCBI's taxonomy places the organism in Eukaryota, Metazoa, Echinodermata, Echinoidea, Temnopleuroida, Toxopneustidae. Gene Ontology annotation, biological process: sodium ion transmembrane transport; membrane depolarization during action potential; neuronal action potential. Gene Ontology annotation, cellular component: plasma membrane; voltage-gated sodium channel complex. Gene Ontology annotation, molecular function: voltage-gated sodium channel activity.